Messenger RNA from Colletotrichum truncatum, 714 nucleotides. The record is from RefSeq and is a predicted model, not a curated record. Lineage: Eukaryota; Fungi; Ascomycota; Sordariomycetes; Glomerellales; Glomerellaceae.
AUGAAACAAGAAAACGAAGAGACAACUAUAGAGGAUGAGCAGACUUUGACCAGCCUGGGGCCAACACACCUGCCCCAAAUGGAAGAGGCUAAGCGGAGAAUCACAUAUGAAGCAAACUUGAGCUCCGCUGUUAACCAUGAGAAGGCGCCGUCCACGGAGUCUAGACCGCCGAGGAUAAGCAGCCAUUCGGUUCGCACCACUGCGUUGGCGCCGGAAGAGGUGCUCUUCCGCCGAAAGGCUGCGCCUGGGCGCUUUGCUGAGUUCGAUGUUUACAUGGCACAUGAACGGAAUCUACCAGAUGGCGGCCGCGGAUCCCUGCCAGAUGCUGACCUUCUCAAAGCCGUACACUCUUAUGCAAGCCACUUUUACUCUACUCUCGGCGGACAGCAGCGCAAUGCAUCCUACCAUGUUGGCGCUCGAAACAUUGACGAAAGAAGCAUGGAUGAAACCGCUCUACUUGCUUUUGGCAUUCUAAUCGAGGAGGCUGGCAGAGAGGUCCUGGGUAACAGGGGAGAUAUGGUCUUCACAGAGGGUCUAGACGUUCCCGCAGAUGCCAACUCGCCGCCAGAAAUCCGCCCUAGUAUUGACAAUGGUUCAAGCCAAUCUCGUCCUGGAAAUCAAAUGCGAGUCCCAAUGUCAGUUGGUUUCACCGAUAUUGGCUCGUGGAAGAGACCCUCAAAGAGACGGAAAAUGACCGACCCUGACAACAUCUAA